This is a messenger RNA of Leptinotarsa decemlineata (Colorado potato beetle), 1433 nucleotides long. Its product is annotated as thiamin pyrophosphokinase 1. The record is from RefSeq and is a predicted model, not a curated record. Lineage: Eukaryota; Metazoa; Arthropoda; Insecta; Coleoptera; Chrysomelidae.
CGAUUACAUAUUUUCUGCGAAAUUCAAAUUAAAAUUGACGACAGUUUUGGCCUUGAAAAUGAUUAAGAUUUAUUCUACAAUGAGUUGAUACAGAUUAUUGUUAAGCAAUGAUAUUUUAUCAUUUAUUACUUUAUUGGUUUCAUGUCUGUUAAUUUACUGUAAUAUUCACAGACAGUGCAGUGGCUUAUUUUUAAUUGCUUAUUGUGCAAUGUUUAAAGAAUGUUGACAAUAAAGUUUGAACCGGUUAAUUAUUAGACGAUUGUGAUGUAUCAUUUUCAACUAAAACAUUCUUUUAAAUCAAUUUUUUCAAGGCAACACUCUAUAGUUAACCUAACUUUUUAUAUGGUCAUGAGCAGUAUUCCGAAAUAUAAAAUUUGGUCACCAUUCAAAGAACUGAUGGAUGAAAUCAAAGAGGAAAGCUAUGGUAUCCUCAUUCUCAAUAGUCCCAUCAACUUCAACUUUGAUCCUGAGUUUGUUUUGCGCUUGUGGAAUCAAGCUAGAGUGAAGAUUACAGUGGACGGAGGUACUGAAAAAUGGAUUCAAUGGCUGGCAUCCUAUAAAUUUGACUCAGAUAAAGUUCCUCUGCCAGAUUUGAUCACGGGCGAUAUGGACUCCGUUCCCAAAGAUGUUCUGAAUAAGUUUCGAGGUACUUCGACGGAGAUUAUCAUAACACCUAACCAGGAUGAGACUGACUAUGUGAAAGCACUGAGAGAGAUGAGGAAAUACUGCACAAGACAGAAUGUUAACGUGGAGACCGUGUAUGUAAUUGCAGACACCUGUGGACGUUUUGAUCAAAUAAUAGCUAAUAUCAACGCUUUAUACAAGAGUCGAAAUAUUUUGGAAAAAGUGAAACUUUUCCAGCUAGCUUCCACAUCUCUGACUUGGCUCUUGUGCGAAGGGCACCACGAAAUAAAUAUCCCCUUGAGUUUGCGAAGCAAUAGGGAAUGGUGUUCUCUCAUACCUAUAGGAUUUCCUUGCAAUGUGACUACCACCGGGUUACAGUGGAACUUAGGUAAGCACGAAAAAUGUGUAAGUACCAAGUAGUCUUAGAAAAGUAAGUUGGUGAAUGAGGGUUGUCAACAUUUUUUGAUGUUAAUGUAUGAGUAACUUUUCAAAUCAGAGUUUGUCAAUUCCUAAACGGAGACAAAUUUUGGUUUCAGAAACGUAAAGUACCUGUACAAUUCAUAAGCACUUGUUAAAUACUUUUUUUGCUAGAUCUUUUUUUAUAGCUUUUUUUGAUAGCCCUUUUUUUCAUACCUUAUUUGAUAGAAGCUAAAACUGGAAUCUCUGGUGCAGAAUAAAUCCAAAACAUGCACUUCCCCAUCACCAGAAAUGCGUGUCUGGAAGAGUAUUGCAUUUUUGGUGAUUGAGAAAAGUACUUGCGUUGUACUUUUUCUGAUAGUAGCUGUUUUUGAUAGCCUCUCUUUCUGAUA